This is a messenger RNA of Filobasidium floriforme, 1876 nucleotides long. RefSeq names its product 6-phosphofructo-2-kinase-domain-containing protein. Gene Ontology annotation, molecular function: 6-phosphofructo-2-kinase activity; fructose-2,6-bisphosphate 2-phosphatase activity; ATP binding. The transcript is spliced from 12 exons. The record is from RefSeq and is a predicted model, not a curated record. Lineage: Eukaryota; Fungi; Basidiomycota; Tremellomycetes; Filobasidiales; Filobasidiaceae. Gene Ontology annotation, biological process: fructose metabolic process; fructose 2,6-bisphosphate metabolic process. Gene Ontology annotation, cellular component: cytosol. Bases 184 to 1695 code for a protein of 503 amino acids.
CGAGACGAUCUUUCCUUUGAUAAUCCUUCUUGUCAAAUCGGUUGGGUGAUGAUUCGGACAAGCUUUGGCGCGAGUGACGGCCGGCUGCUGAUCAAACUCGGAGCGAGCGAUAAAGCUGGAGAUCUCGUAUCGACCAAGUAAAGUACAUUGGAAUCGGAUUCAUGCAUUAGACAACAUCUCGACAUGGCUGCUCCUCUUUACGUCACUCAGAGUGGUCGACUCUGGCACGCAGGUCUCAUCCUGCUCGUUACCGUUGGUCUUCCUGCCCGAGGCAAGACCCAUGUCUCUCGUUCUCUCGAACGUUAUCUUCGAUGGCUCGGAGUCAAGACCCGCUGCUACUCUCUAGGAGACUACCGACGUAAAGUCCUUGGUGCCGCAGAGAAAAUCCCCGCCGACUACUUUGAACCUGGAGAGAAAUCGGAAGAGACUAAAGCAUUACGGAAACGGAUAAAAGACGGGAUAGAGAAUCAGGUCUGGGAUUUCUUCUCGAGUCAGGGUGGGCAGGUCGUCAUCUACGACGCCAAUAACUGUGACAAGGCGAGCAGGAAGGACUUGUUGGAGAAGUUUGAGGCGAGAGGAGUGCACGUCAUCUUCUUGGAGUCCGUCUGCGACCGAAGAGAGAUCAUCGAGAACAACAUCCGUUCCGUCAAACUCUCUUCUCCCGACUACAAAGGAUGGGACCCCGAAGCCGCCGUGGCCGACUACUUCAAGCGUAUCCAAGUCCAAGCGAACAAAUACGAAGAGGUCACUGAUGACGAGGGGCCGUUCAUCAAGAUCAUCAAUGUUGGAGAGAGGAUCGUUAUCCACAGGAUCGAAGGUUACUUGCAGACGCGAUGUUGUUUCUUCUUGAUGAACAUCCACAACCAACCCCGAACGAUCUACUUUGCCAGGUCCGGCCAGUCUCUCAUCGAACACUCCUACAAGGCCGACUCGGAUCUCUCCCCUGCCGGAUGGGAAUACGCAGAACGACUCAAGGCGGCCGUCAUGUCCCGUAGGAAACAGGUCAUGGAAGAACGGCGUGAAGCCGGGGAAGAGGAUCUAUCAGAGACCAAGUUGAGGAUCUGGACGUCGUCGAGAAGGAGGGCGCAUCAUACCGCUUGGCCGUUCGUACAGUCUGGAUACAAGGUUGCUCAGAAACCUCAGAUGGGAGAGAUCAACCCCGGAGUUUGGGACGGUCUAUCUACAGAAGAGGCCAAGGCGCUAUACCCGGACGAGUGGGAACGAUUCCUCUCUGAUCCUUACGCGCAUCGAGCUCCUCGUGCCGAGAGUUACCACGAUCUGAGUGUCCGGCUCGAACCCAUUAUCUUUGAGCUCGAGCGGUGCCAGGACGAUCUCUUGAUCAUUGGCCACGCGUCGGUCAUCCGUUGUCUGCUCGCUUACCUGGUCGGGCUGCCGCCUAACGAGGUCCCCGCUGUCGAAAUCGCUCGGGGCGACCUGGUCGAGGUCGUGCCUGCCAGUUACGGAGUGGUCUCUCGAGCUUUCCACUUCUGGUCGGGAGAAGGUCGUGGUGAUGAAUCGGGAGCCAACCUGUACGAAAACUUCGCCGAGGCUACCGUUGGCAAGGGAGUCGUUGACAUGACGCACGUCCUGCCUACUGGGACGACCGACUACGAAGAGGCGGCCGCAGCGGAGGAGAGGGGUGAGAAGGAGAAAGCCAAGGGCCUGACGAGGAGGAGUGAGUUUGAAGAAGUAUAGACCGGGGCCGAAUGAGCUUUCGCAUGCGAGCGGGAUCCGGUCUUGUUGUCGUUUCAAUUUGCUGAGAGUUCUUGUCAUCGAAAUGCAGUGAGCGAGAUUAGGAUUUGAGGCCGAUUUCGAGCGGAUGAUGUUGUAGAGUAGUCCAGAUGAUUAUUUGAUAUCCCAAAACGGUCCAGAUCUG